CCUUACGCCUCAGGGGCGGAGCCCCUGGCAGCCGCGGUGCGUAGUUCCGGCUGCCGGUUGACAUGAAGAAGCAGCGGCGGCUAGGGCGGCGGUAGCGGCAGGAGUUGGGGCUUGCAGCGGGCCUCGGGGCUAAGAGCGCGACGCGGCCUAGAGCGGCAGACAGUGCAGUGGGCUGAGAAGGAGGCACAGCAGCCGCCCUGGCCCAUCAUGGAGAUGGAAAAGGAGUUCGAGCAGAUCGACAAGUCCGGGAGCUGGGCGGCCAUUUACCAGGAUAUCCGACACGAAGCCAGUGACUUCCCAUGUAGAGUGGCCAAGCUUCCUAAGAACAAAAACCGAAAUAGGUACAGAGAUGUCAGUCCCUUUGACCAUAGUCGGAUUAAACUACAUCAAGAAGAUAACGACUAUAUCAACGCUAGUUUGAUAAAAAUGGAAGAAGCCCAAAGGAGUUACAUUCUUACCCAGGGUCCUUUGCCUAACACGUGUGGGCACUUUUGGGAGAUGGUGUGGGAGCAGAAGAGCAGGGGUGUCGUCAUGCUCAACAGAGUGAUGGAGAAAGGCUCGUUAAAAUGCGCACAGUACUGGCCACAAAAAGAAGAAAAAGAAAUGAUCUUUGAAGACACAAAUUUGAAAUUAACAUUGAUCUCUGAAGAUAUCAAGUCAUAUUAUACAGUUCGACAGCUAGAAUUGGAAAACCUUACAACUCAAGAAACUCGAGAAAUCUUACAUUUCCACUAUACCACAUGGCCUGACUUUGGAGUCCCUGAAUCGCCAGCCUCAUUCUUGAACUUUCUUUUCAAAGUCCGAGAGUCGGGGUCGCUCAGCCCGGAGCACGGCCCCGUGGUGGUGCACUGCAGUGCAGGCAUCGGCAGGUCUGGGACCUUCUGUCUGGCUGAUACCUGCCUCUUGCUGAUGGACAAAAGGAAAGACCCUUCUUCCGUUGAUAUCAAGAAAGUGCUGUUAGAAAUGAGGAAGUUUCGGAUGGGGCUGAUUCAGACAGCAGACCAGCUGCGCUUCUCCUAUCUGGCUGUGAUUGAAGGGGCCAAAUUCAUCAUGGGAGACUCUUCCGUGCAGGAUCAGUGGAAGGAGCUUUCCCAUGAGGACGUGGAGCCCCCACCCGAGCAUGUCCCCCCGCCUCCCCGGCCACCGAAACGAAUCCUGGAGCCACACAAUGGGAAAUGCAGGGAGUUCUUCCCAAACCACCAAUGGGUGAAGGAUGAGACCGGGGAGGAUAAAGUCUGCCCCAUCAAGGAAGAAACAGGAAGCUCCUUAAAUGCCACACCCUACAGCAUGGAAAGCAUGAGUCAAGACACUGAAGUUAGAAGUCGGGUCGUGGGGGGAAGUCUUCGAGGUGCACAGGCUGCCUUCCCAGCCAAAGGAGAGCCGUCACCGCCUGAGGAGGAGGAGGACCAUGCUCUGACUCACUGGAAGCCCUUCCUGGUCAACAUGUGCAUGGCUACAGUCCUCACGGCCGGCGCGUACCUGUGCUACAGGUUCCUGUUCAACAGCAACACAUAGCCUGACCCUCCUCCACUCCACCUCCACCCACUGUCCGCCUCUGCCCGCAGAGCCCACGCCCGACUAGCAGGCAUGCCGCGGUAGGUAAGGGCCGCCGGACCGCGUAGAGAGCCGGGCCCCUGACGGACGUUGGUUCUGCACUAAAACCCAUCUUCCCUGGAUGUGUGUCUCACCCCUCAUCCUUUUACUUUUUGCCCCUUCCCCUUUGAGUACCAAACCCACAGCCAUUUUUGAGGAGAGCGAAGGAGAGUACCAUGCUGGUGGCACAGAGGGAAGGGGCCUGCGCCAGACUCGGGGCUCCCGCCACCCCAGGGCUCCCAUCUGGAGCAGCCCAGUGGGUGGCACACCAACAGCCUCCUCGAAUCUACAGGGAGCAACUCUCCACUUCAUAUUUAUUUAAACAAACUUUCCCCUAAAGGCGUCCAUAGUGCACUAGCAUUUUCUUGAACCAAUAAUGUAUUAAAAUUUUUUGAUGUCAGCCUUGCAUCAAGGGCUUUAUCAAAAAGUACAAUAAUCAAUCCUCAGGUAGUACUGGGAAUGGAAGACUUUGCCAUGGGCCUGCUGCAUCAGACCAGUACUGGGAAGGAGGACGGUUGUAAGCAGUCGUUAUUUAGUGAUACUGUGGGUAACGUGAGAAGGUAGAACAAUGGUAUAAUAUAUAAUGAACACGUGGGUAUUUAAUAAGAAACAUGAUGUGAGGUGACUUAGUCCCGCUUAUUCUCCUCCCUGUUACCUGCUAGCUCUAGUUCUCAUCGCCACUCCCCCAAGUGUAUUAGAAUGCAUGUACGGUCGUCUUGGGUCCUGAUGAAAAAUAUGUGCUUGAAAUGAGAAACUUGGAUCUCCGCUUACUCACGUGCCCAUGUCCAAGCCUACCCUGCCUGUGCAUGACCUGAUCAUUACGUGGCUGUGGUUCCUAAGCCUGUUGCUGAAGUCAUUGUCACUCAGCAAUAGGGUACAGUUUUCCAGGAAUAGGCAUUUGCUGGAUUCCUGGCAUGACACUCUAGUGACUUCCUGGUGAGGCCCGGCCUGUCCUGGUACAGCAGGGUCUCGCUGUAACUCAGACAUUCCAAGGGUAUGGAAGCCAUAUUCACACCUCACGCUCUGGACAUGAUGGAGGCCAGCAGGGACCCCCCCGCCCACCUUUGGGAUCAGCCUCCACUAUUCCAAGUCAGCACUCUACUUAGACUGUGAUUUGGAAGAGAGGCAACUGCUGGAAACCACAUUUCUUAAACAGCCUGGGUGACGGUCCCUUAGGCAGCCUGCCACCGUCUCUGUCUUGGCUAACCUUGCCGAGAGAGGCGCGUCUGCUCCACCCUUGAACCCUGUGCGGGCCCGCUGGUGCUCACGACUCUUCCUGCAAAAGGAACUUAAGACCUCCACAUUAAGUGGCUUUUUAACAAGAAAAACACGGCAGCUGUAGCUCCGGAGCUACUCUCUUGCCAGCAUUUUCACAUUUUGCCUUUCUCGUGGUAGAAGCCAGUACAGAGAGAUUCUGUGACGGGAACAUCCGAGGCGUCACCCGCAGAGCUGUGGUGAGGUGUGGAUAAGGCUUAGGUGCCAGGCUGUAAGCAUUCUGAGCUGGGCUUGUUGUUUUUAAGUCCUGUAUAUGUAUGUAGUAGUUUGGGUGUGUAUAUAUAGUAGCAUUUCAAAAUGGACGUACUGGUUAACCGCCUACCCUGGAGAGCGGCUGGGGCUCUCCACCCUGUUCCACGUAUGUUGGAGAAGUAGCGAGCUGCUCUGCUAUAUGCCUUAAGCCAAUAUUUACUCAUCAGGUCAUUAUUUUUUACAAUGGCCGUGGAAUAAACCAUUUUUACAAAAAUAAAAACAAAAAAAAGCGAGGUG
Saimiri boliviensis boliviensis (Bolivian squirrel monkey) is the source of this 3357-nucleotide messenger RNA. RefSeq names its product protein tyrosine phosphatase non-receptor type 1 (gene PTPN1). Gene Ontology annotation, biological process: negative regulation of ERK1 and ERK2 cascade; negative regulation of PERK-mediated unfolded protein response; peptidyl-tyrosine dephosphorylation. NCBI's taxonomy places the organism in Eukaryota, Metazoa, Chordata, Mammalia, Primates, Cebidae. The record is from RefSeq and is a predicted model, not a curated record. Gene Ontology annotation, cellular component: early endosome; cytoplasm; endoplasmic reticulum. Gene Ontology annotation, molecular function: non-membrane spanning protein tyrosine phosphatase activity; protein kinase binding.